Coffea eugenioides is the source of this 831-nucleotide messenger RNA. RefSeq lists its product as uncharacterized. The transcript has 3 exons. Lineage: Eukaryota; Viridiplantae; Streptophyta; Magnoliopsida; Gentianales; Rubiaceae. The record is from RefSeq and is a predicted model, not a curated record. The coding region runs from base 1 to 831 and encodes 276 amino acids.
AUGGCUUUAGUUACCCCUCAAUACGAGGAGUGGCUUAGAGAAUCUGAUGCUGAGCGACCAUUGAUGGAACAGUCCGAGGAAGUCAAGAAAUUAAUGGCUAUCAUUGCGGCGAAGGACAGAGAAAAUGCACAAUUAAGGCAAUCUGUGGAAGUGAAUAAGGGUCUGGCAGAGAAGAAUAAAAGGCUAUGUAAGGAAAUGCAAGAAAGACACCAUGAGUUGAAAAGAAAGUGUGGCAAGUUGUAUGAUCAAGCUGAACACAUGCAGAAUCCCUAUUCCAGAGAGUCAAAAGACGCUGUAUUUUUCACAAUAGCUACCCGAAGAAGCCCCAUCAUCACCAGAUCUCGAAGUAGAGCCUUGAGACAGCCUGUAAAUAUGAGUUCUGUACCAGAAACUUCAGAAAGAUCUGCUAUGGUUACGUCACCGGACUUCACAGCAUUGGGAACUCAGUUAAGUGAGAGACCCCACCACCACAUUGCAGAGCCUUUUGUACUGGAUACGACAUCUCAAGGAAAAGUGGCGAUAGAAGAACAACUUACACCCAUUGACAAGGAUCUAUUGAGAAGGUUGGAUCGACUCGAUGAUUUUAUGAAAAAGAAUCAAGGGUUGAGCAAGCAUAGUGGGUUGGACUAUGAUGAUUUGUGUCUUUUCCCAAAUAUUCAGCUACCGUUGGGAUUCAAAACUCCCAAAUUCAGCAAGUAUGAUGGAACUGAAAAUCCUAAGACGCAUCUCAAAAUGUUUGCCAACAAGUUAGGUAAACCUGUGGAUGAUGAGAAUUUGCCUAUGCGUCUAUUUCCGAAAAGUUUGGAGGGAGAUGCUCUAGAUUGGUAUUGA